Messenger RNA from Dermochelys coriacea (leatherback sea turtle), 4462 nucleotides. It is a transcript of the gene YY1, whose product is annotated as YY1 transcription factor. Gene Ontology annotation, molecular function: DNA-binding transcription factor activity, RNA polymerase II-specific; RNA polymerase II cis-regulatory region sequence-specific DNA binding. The record is from RefSeq and is a predicted model, not a curated record. Gene Ontology annotation, biological process: regulation of transcription by RNA polymerase II. Gene Ontology annotation, cellular component: transcription regulator complex; PcG protein complex. Bases 2112 to 3293 code for a protein of 393 amino acids. NCBI's taxonomy places the organism in Eukaryota, Metazoa, Chordata, Testudines, Dermochelyidae. The transcript is spliced from 6 exons.
UUUCAUCUUGUUUCAUUAAGGCUCUUUGAUCACUUGAACUCUGUUUCAUGUUUGAAGUUUUGCAUAUCUGAUUAACUUGGCACAAGUAUAAUAGGCAGCCUAUGCAGGUUGUUAUUUGUACUUAGGUAGAGUAGAAUGGAGGUGGUGUCAUUAUUUUUAGAUUUGGCCUAGGUCAACAGAAAGGAUUAAAAGGAAACAACCAUCAUAAUCAUGCAGUAAUUCUUACCCAUUACAAACCACAGAAUAUUAAAUGAAAUGUUUUGAAAUCCAUUUGCUGUCACUUUACUGGUGGACAAUGACAAUCAAAUCAAUUUCACUUUUGUUUAGUCAGUUUCAUUUUAAUGUUUUCAGUACUGGAAACUUAGUUUUAAAACAAUUUUACAGUGGAAUUUUUGAAUAAGUUGUGGAGUCAUUUUUAUAAGCUUUUAUGUUUAAAAGGAACUCAUUCUUACAAACUGGAAACUUUGAACCAAAUUUAAAUUGACACUGUUUAAUCUGUGACUGAAAUAGACUACAAGGUUUUCCCAGACAUCCUCCUUGAGAAUUUAAAUGCAGUCAUUACUGUACUACCAGCCCAAAAGCUAGAAAACAAAACAACAAAACACUCCAGUUUCUAACACUGUACAAUUACUUAAAUAAUAGCAAAGACAGGAGAGUAAUCAGGUCGCUGUCUACUGGUGUUAUUGAUUGCUGUUGCCUGGACCUGCUCUGAGCAGAGUGGCUAGCCAGCAGUCAGUCUACACUAGUGCUCCACUCAUUGAUGACAGUGAGACACUUCACGAGGUGGGGUAGAAUAGUUUAGUUGACACAACCUAUUGGUUUUCCUUUGAAUGGACAACAGCUAGUAAGUAGCCGUUUAUUUUGCAGUUUGCUAGGGGUUCUUCACUUUUGAUCCUAAACGGUUUGAUUUUACGCAAGUAUAAGACUUCUCCUUCAGCAGCCAGCUGCAUGGCAGUAAAAGGGUAAAAGUAAUUAACCGAGCUUGUACAGUACAGUACUGUAGAUUUACAACAGUUUCCCCCUCUCGUCUUACUUGUUGCACAGAUCCCAAAGCACCCUCCUCCUGCGAAGGUGCAUGUCUUCCGGUUAACACUUGUCUGUUGUUUUGGCCAGGGCGAGUCAUCCGGUUUAAAACACAGGGAUGCGUUACACUAAAACCGUAUCGCCGCAAGUGCUUGUUCUUCACUAUAAAUCUGAUACAACUUCGUUAGAAAGCGUCAGACACGGAGCAUGAGGCUCGCUUGGGAGAGCGCUACUUGACCCCAGCAUUAGGAAUAAUAAAGGGAAGCGUCCACAGUCGCCUGCCAGCGGUGCCGAGCCAGGAGCGUGCGGACCAGAGGUGCGAGCUCUCGGGCCCUCCAGAAGAAGAGGCUGGAACCACAGCUAGCUCCGCCCGCCGGGGAGGCCGGGUUUCCAGGGCCGCGGCGGCAGCACGGAGCGAGCGCCCCGCAGCAGCCCCACGGGGGCGACUCACCCCGGCUCAGCCCUGGGGCGCGUUCCGCGGGGCGCUCGCAGCUCCGCCAUGGCCCGUCACAGAGACCCGCAGGGAAGCGGGGUCAUGAGCGUAGCAACCCUCCUCGUACGUCGUUUCCGCUCCGCAGGGGCGAAAGAAAGAAAGGACCGGGAGAGAGUGACAGCUUCCUCCCUAAAGAGAAAAGGAGUACUUGUGGCACCUCUUCCGCAAGAAGCAGGGAUAGGCUGGGAGGCGCUAGGGGGCGUGCCCUGCUGCGCAGCGAUAGGCUGUUGAUGGUAAAGGGCAGGGCCUCGGUGCCAGACGCUCUCCAGUAGGCUGUCCGGGUUGAAGGGGCGUGUCCCCGGUGCUAGGCGCGGUAUGAUAGGCCGCUUAGCGCGAGAGGGUGAGUCCCGGCGGCAGCAGCCUCCAGGGGCUGAGGUCCGUCUCGGCGGUAGCGGCGGAAGUCUCGCGAGGGAGCGUAGCCGGGAUUUGGCGGCUGGCUGCCUCCCUCUCGCUGGCUGCGAGGAGCUGCCUGGUGUUUGUGUGGAAGGGGGAGGAGGAGAAGGAAGGGAAGCGAGAGGAGCCCGAGCCCCGUAGCCUGCCCGCUGAGGGGAGCGGACUGGACCCCCCGCCCGCUCGUCCCCUCCCUCGCCCCGCCAUGGCCUCGGGGGACACCCUCUACAUCGCCACGGACGGCUCGGAGAUGCCGGCCGAGAUCGUGGAGCUGCACGAGAUCGAGGUGGAGACCAUCCCGGUGGAGACCAUCGAGACGACCGUGGUGGGCGGCGAGGAGGACGAGGACGAGGAGGAUGAGGAUGAAUGCUGCGAGGAGUGCGGCCCGCACCACCCGCCCCAUCACUACCACCACCACCACCAGCCCAUGAUCGCGCUGCAGCCGCUCGUCUCGGACGGAGACCCCAGCGGAGCAGGCGGCGGCGCGGGUGGCGGCGGCGGCGGGCAGCUCCACCUGCACCAUCACCAGGAGGUGAUCCUGGUGCAGACCCGUGAGGAGGUAGUGGGGGGAGACGACUCGGACGGGCUGCGGGCCGACGACGGUUUCGAGGACCAGAUCCUCAUCCCGGUGCCGGCCCCCGCCGGGGAGGACGAGUAUAUCGAGCAGACCCUGGUCACCGUGGCCGCCGCCGGCAGCAAGAGCGGUGGGGGCGGCGGCUCGUCCUCGGCCGGAGGCCGCGUCAAGAAGGGCGGCAGCGGGAAGAAAAGCAGCAAGAAGAGUUACCUGAGCGGGGGAGGCGGCGGUGGGGCCGAAGGCGGCGGAGGCAGGAAAUGGGAGCAGAAGCAGGUGCAGAUCAAGACCCUGGAGGGGGAGUUCUCGGUCACCAUGUGGGCCUCGGAUGAUAAAAAAGAUAUUGACCAUGAAACAGUGGUGGAAGAACAGAUCAUUGGUGAGAACUCUCCACCUGAUUACUCAGAGUACAUGACAGGAAAGAAACUUCCUCCUGGAGGAAUACCAGGCAUUGACCUUUCAGACCCCAAGCAGCUAGCUGAAUUUGCUAGAAUGAAGCCACGAAAAAUUAAAGAAGAUGAUGCUCCAAGAACGAUAGCAUGUCCUCACAAAGAACGGGAAACAGACAAAGAAAGAAGAAAGAGGGACAGUAGGAGAUGGACAGAGACAGACAUCACUUGCACAAAGAAUAUGGGGCCCACCAAAGGGCUGCACAAAAAUGUUCAGGGACAACUCUGCUAUGAGGAAGCAUCUGCACACUCAUGGUCCUCGAGUACACGUAUGUGCAGAAUGUGGCAAGGCCUUUGUGGAGAGUUCCAAACUAAAGCGACAUCAGCUAGUUCAUACUGGAGAGAAGCCCUUUCAGUGCACAUUUGAAGGAUGUGGAAAGCGAUUUUCACUGGACUUCAAUUUACGCACACAUGUGCGAAUUCACACUGGCGACAGGCCCUAUGUGUGCCCGUUUGACGGCUGUAAUAAGAAGUUUGCUCAAUCAACUAACCUGAAAUCUCACAUCUUAACACACGCUAAGGCCAAAAACAACCAGUGAAAGUAAGCGAGAAGAAAGCUCUUGAACUCUCAAAGCAUCUUACAGGAGUAUGGGAAUAAAUAUGCCUCCCCUUUGUAUAUUGUUUCUAGGAAAGAAUUUUAAAAAAAGAACCCUACCCACCUAAAGGACGUGUUUUGAUAAAGUAGUAAAUAAAUAAAUAAAAAAACUUUAAGAUGACGUUGCUAAGAUGCUCUACCUUGCUCUGUAAUCCAGUUUCAAGAACACGGUGUUUUGUAAAGUGUGCUCCCAACAGGAGGGGACAAUUGAUGAACUUGCAUCAAAAAGAGACAAUUCUUUAUACAACAGUGCUAAAAUUGGACUUCUUUUCACAUUCUUAUAAAUAUGAAGCUCACCUGUUGCUUACAAUUUUUUUAAUUUUGUAUUUUCCAAGUGUGCAUAUUGUACACUUUUUGGGGAUAUGCUUAGUAAUGCUAUGUGUGAUUUUUCUGGAGGUUGAUAACUUUGCUUGCAGUAGAUUUUCUUUAAAAGAAUGGGCAGUUACAUGCAUACUUCAAAAGUAUUUUCCUGUAAAGAAAAAAGUUAUAUAGGUUUUGUUUGCUAUCUUAAUUUUGGUUGUAUUCUUUGAUGUUAACACAUUUUUGUAUAAUUGUAUCGUAUAGCUGUAAUGAAAUCAUGUAGUAUCAAAUAUUAGAUGUGAUUUAAUAGUGUUAAUCAAUUUAAACCCAUUUUAGUCACUUUUUUUGGAAAAAUACUGCCAGAUGCUGAUGUUCAGUGUAAUUUCUCUUUGCCUGUUCAGUUACGGAAAGUGGUGCUCAGUUGUAGAAUGUAUUGUACAGGCACUGACCUUUUAUUAACACCUGAUAAUAUGUACAACCCAUGUAAUAGAAAGGACAACAAUAAAACAGUGGUCCUAAAGAAAGAGUAUGGCAGAAGAUGAUCUGUAAGCACAGUCUAUUUUCUUUUUUUGUCCAGAAUAAUUACAGUUCUUGAACCUCCCAGAAAUUGGAAGCUUAAAUAAAAACUCAAGUUUCCUUUA